GCGGUGCAUGAUGGUCAUAGUAGUUUACAAGCAGGUCAGCAGUUGUUUGUUUAUUCAGGGCGGACCCUCUCUUUUCAGGAGGAAUCAAUGAUCUUGUUUUUAACAUUUGUGCACAUCAUCGCAAUCAAAAUGGAAACAUGAAGUACUAAGAAGUGUAAUUAAGUUGCAGAGCUAUUAUUAUCCUGCACGUCGGCAGCUUCUGGGCAACGAUGAGGGAUCUGCAAGCCAUUGACAGCUGGCUCCUGAAAGAGUUGAAGGCAUGUUGUGCAAAAGAGUACAACUUUCUUCCCAGAGAGACUGGCCUGAAGCUGAUGGAGUCGGCUUCCACAGAGAAACACAGUGGAGUGUCUGCAAAAUGCAGAAACACCAGAGUGGAAGAACUGUGGGGCCUGACCAGUUUCUUCGGCUACAGCGCUCAAACAUUUGUUCAAGCUGUCAAUUUGCUUGAUAGAUUCCUCACCACUAUGAAGGUGCAGACCAAACACUUGCCCUGUAUUGGAGUAUGCUGUCUUCACAUUGCAGCCAAAAUGGUUGAGGAAGAGAGCAAUGUCACACCCACCCAUGAACUCAUACGCAUCAGCCAAAGCAAGUUCACUGUGUCAGACCUGUGUCGUAUGGAGAAGAUAAUCUCAGAGAAACUCAGCGUGGAGCCCGACCCAGUGACGGCUUUAACCUUUCUACACCUCUACUACUCAGCCUUCACAUCCCUGUCUGCUGGAAGGGAGGAGAUCCCAAGCAUUGGGAGACUGGAAGCCCAGCUAAAAGCCUGCUUAUGCCGACUUGUUUUCUCUAAAGCAAAACCAUCAGUGCUGGCACUGACCCUCAUUGCUCAGGAGUUUGAAGGCCUCCAGUCCAUCACAUUGUUGAAGAUUGUAAAGCAAUUCCAAAGACACCUAAAGAUCAGUGACGGCGAGCUGCUCCACUGGAAGGAACUUGUGGCCAAAUGCAUGACUGAAUACUGCUCAAGCGAAUGUAACAAACCAGACAACAAAAAGCUUGUUUGGAUUGUUUCCAGGAGGACGGCACAGAAUCUCCAGGCCAAUCACUUCAGUGUGCCCGGCCUGCCAACUAUUCCCGAGGGGAGCUGGGACGAGAGUGAGAGUGAGGACUCCUGUGAGGACAUGAGCUGUGGAGAAGAUAGCCCAUGCGGCUCGCCAGGAAGUGACGGCGAAGGCUUCUUUCCCUCCGCCUUUCUGAACCGCAACAAGUGACGAGUCCUCAUUGUGCAGUAGUGACGGAUGUGUAUUUGUCCCCUGAACGUAUCUGAUUUAAGGUGGUCCCCAUGUUUCUGAGCAAACCCAUGUUUCACUCGUCACACCACACUAGGUUUGACAUGUGACAGGUUUCAAUCAUUAAGUGCCUGUGUUGAUUCAGUUUACUCUCUGUUUCUUUAAUGAUUAAAAAAACAAAAAAAACAUAUCGUAUUAAUGCAAAAUGGAAAAUUGCAAUAUCUUGGCAGCUUGAUGGUUAUGCGUCUGAAUGUCUUUUUCCAAGAUGUUCUCUUUUGUGUUUAUUUGUGUCCGAGCUCAGCAUAUUCCAGGAAAAGCAGUGAAGCACAACGGAGAACUCGUGUGCGUCAGUCAUGAGGUACACUUAAAGUUGAAUACCAGCUAACACACUAGCACAUCCUCAACCUUUUUCUUUUUUUUUAAAGCCCAUUUUUCUACUCAAUACCUUACAUACCCACAGUAUUCUGCAAGCUUAUGUUAUACGUAUGUACACAAUCCUAAUGUGACAUAUAGGACAUUGUAGUGUGAAAAUACCAGACUGUAUAUGCAUGGAAACAUUAGAAUAUGUGAUUAUGAAUGAAUGUUGAUCAUGUUUACAAAAAUAAGCUUACUGUACAAAAAAGAAAUGUUUAAAAAAAAAAUGUACAUAACAUGUAAACAAAAGAAAGAAAAAAAAGUUAUGUUUUGUGAAUGCUACAUAAUGUGUGUUGUAUUUCGAUAUAGUGUGGAGUAUGUUGGAAGGGUCAGAAAUAAUGCCUCCAAAUAAAAAUACAAUCCUUUUUUA
Messenger RNA from Cottoperca gobio, 2013 nucleotides. Its product is annotated as cyclin-G2-like. The transcript is spliced from 8 exons. The coding region runs from base 210 to 1211 and encodes 333 amino acids. The record is from RefSeq and is a predicted model, not a curated record. NCBI's taxonomy places the organism in Eukaryota, Metazoa, Chordata, Actinopteri, Perciformes, Bovichtidae.